AUGUCUUGGAAGCCUUCUUCGUCUGCCGCAGCGGCUGACAUCCUCGCUAAGUUUAUCAACAGCACCGGCGGUGCUGGCAACUUGUCUGUCCUGCUGGAGAUGUUUCCAGACCUCUUGAACACGACGUCCGAGUUUUCCGUGAUCGAGGUUGGCAGUGAACGCCAGUGGGUGCUACCAUGGUGGGUGCAACUCAUCUACGGUGUGCUUUUCGGCUCUAUGGUGCUUGUAGCCGCCUUUGGAAACGCAGUCGUCGUGUGGAUUGUGGUGGUUCACCGCAGCAUGCGCACUGUGACCAACUACUUCCUUGUGAACCUGUCUAUCGCGAACGCGAUGACAGCCACCUUCAACGCCAUCUUUAAUUUGGUAUACAUGUUGGAGAGCCAUUGGGCAUUUGGUUCCACCUACUGCAUCUUUAACAACUUUGUGGCCAAUCUAACAGUCUCUUCCUCUGCGUUUACCAUUGCUGCAACGAGCAUUGACAGGUAA
Ixodes scapularis (black-legged tick) is the source of this 486-nucleotide messenger RNA. Its product is annotated as tachykinin-like peptides receptor 86C. Lineage: Eukaryota; Metazoa; Arthropoda; Arachnida; Ixodida; Ixodidae. The coding region runs from base 1 to 486 and encodes 161 amino acids. The record is from RefSeq and is a predicted model, not a curated record. Gene Ontology annotation, biological process: G protein-coupled receptor signaling pathway. Gene Ontology annotation, cellular component: plasma membrane. Gene Ontology annotation, molecular function: tachykinin receptor activity. The transcript has a single exon.